GUCACUUAGUGAAAAUAUCAAAUCUUAUCAAAAACUUAUCGUCAUUUUAUUAUUAAUUAUUAUAAACAUCGUUUUGGUAUGUUGAUAUCGAGUAAUAUUUUAUCAACAAAGUUAUACAAUUGGUGUUUAAGAAUUAAUACUUGUCGGUACAAAGGCACAAUGAACUAUACACUGUUGAAAUCGGUAAAGGCUUGCAUACCGAAGUUAGAUGGAGGUAAACACAAGGGGCAAGCCGGUAGGAUAGGAAUAGUUGGAGGAUCCUUAGAAUACACGGGAGCGCCUUAUUUUGCUGGGAUAAGUGCUUUGAAAGUGGGAGCUGAUUUGGUGCACAUAUUUUGUGCAUCUUCAGCAGCAAGCGUCAUUAAAUCGUACAGUCCAGAACUGAUAGUACAUCCAUUACUGGACCACCCUAAUGCUACCGCACAAAUUUCUCCAUGGCUGGAAAGACUUCAUGCCUUAGUCAUCGGUCCAGGACUGGGGCGAGAGACGGAAACCUUCAAUGUUGUGACAGAUUUGAUAAAUGUUAUAAAAGAGAAGAAGAUACCAUUAGUUAUUGAUGCAGAUGGACUGUUUCUUGUAACUAGCAAACCGGAAGUUAUUAAAGAUUUCUCUUCACCUGUUAUAUUGACUCCUAAUAAAAUAGAAUUUGAAAGACUAUGUAGCAGCCUUGGUGGGGCUUCAGAGUUAAAAACUCUUGGGGAAAACGUAACAGUUUUGAAGAAAGGGGAAGAGGAUCAAGUAUAUUCUUCGCUUCUGGAAGCAGAGUGGAAGUCUAAUGUUUACGGAUCUAACCGAAGAUGUGGUGGACAAGGGGAUCUUUUAUCAGGAUCAAUUGCUACAUUUUUAAACUGGACUUUGAGUAAUAAGGAUAAGAUUGAGAUUGGUUUGGCUGCUGAUCCUCGGACAGCUGCAUCCUUGGCCUGCUAUUCAGCAUCAAUUCUUGUAAGGUUAUGUAAUAGGAAGGCUUUUAAAGUCAAAGGCAGAAGUAUGCUGGCUGGUGAUAUGAUUGAAUACAUCCAUGAAUCUUUUGAAGAGUUAUAUGGACAAUAAUAUUAUAGGAAUGCAAGUACAUACCAUCAUAAUACUGACAUCAAAGCAAGGUCAGCAUUCAGUUUAGAGUGUAGUUUUUUAUUACAUUUAAUAUGGGUGUAAAAUAUAUUGGCCUGGGUUGUAUCUUUUAGUUUUAAGAAUACAAGAAAAAUAUUUUUGCUAUGUUAGUUUUUGAAAGCAUUUAUAAACCAAAAAGUUUAUGAAUUUAGUAAUUUUAUAACUGAAUUAUUAUAAAAUAGUUAUAAAUAACAUGAUUAAUGCA
Molecule: messenger RNA, 1312 nt
Organism: Cydia fagiglandana
Lineage: Eukaryota; Metazoa; Arthropoda; Insecta; Lepidoptera; Tortricidae
Gene: Naxd
Product: ATP-dependent (S)-NAD(P)H-hydrate dehydratase
Exons: 2
Coding region: 79-1050 (323 amino acids)
Biological process (GO): metabolite repair
Molecular function (GO): ATP-dependent NAD(P)H-hydrate dehydratase activity
Source: RefSeq, a predicted model, not a curated record